Messenger RNA from Paramecium sonneborni, 1142 nucleotides. The record is from the annotation of a GenBank genome assembly. Lineage: Eukaryota; Ciliophora; Oligohymenophorea; Peniculida; Parameciidae.
AUGAAAUUGAUUGCAACAUUAUUGGUUGUGUUAGUAUGCGUAAGUGCAGCUCCAAGAAAUCCAUUUGAUUAUUCAAAGAAGAGAUCUUUGACAGCAGUCAUGGCUGAAGUUGAAGCAAAAUUAAACAACAAAUCACCACUCGAUGCUAUAUUGAAUGUCUUAAGAGAUUUCAGAGAUGCAGUAAACACAGAAUAAGUUAAUCAUGAUGAAAUUUACAACACAUAAUAAGCUGAAUGUGCUUCUGAAAAUGAAUUCAGAUCUAGAUAAGUUUAAGAUGCUUAAACAGUAUUAAGAGAUUCUACUGCUGCUUUGAAUGUCUGCAACACAUCUAAGAUUAGAACAACCAACAUCUAAGAAGUCAAUUAAUAAUAAUAUUAAUCAGCUUAAGAACAUAUGGCUACAGUCUUGAACACUGCUGAAACUGAAGCUGGAUAUUUCAAGAGAAGAGGAAGAGAUUAUGAAGAUGCUCUCCAUGCUAUUGAUGAAGCUUAAGAUAUCUUAGCUACAAUUUAUAGUGGAUCUGGAUCAUUUGCUGAAAUCAGUAGAGUUUCAAAGAGUAUGCUUUAAACUGCAUUCAACAUCAAGGAAACAGCUAAAUUUGCACCAAUCUUCUAUGCCUUUGCUUAAUUAGCUGCAUAAGAAGGAUAACUUGAUGAAUCAGCUCUUGAAAGAGUUGCUUAACUUUUAGAUACCUUGAGAUCAAAUAUCUAAGAAGCUUAUAAUGAUUACACUACCUCAAAUGCUGCUUCAGUUGCUGCUUUCAAUGACUAAAAGGAAAGAUUAGGAUAAACCAUUGCCAGACUUGAAGCUUAAAAUGAAAGACUCUAAAAUAAGUUAACCAACUUAGUUUAAUGCAUUGGAACUCAAUCUGCUAUUGCUUAAACCGCCUCUGGUAAACUCUAAAGAAACUAAUAACUUUGGGAUUAAGCCUAAACCUUAUGUUCAACCUUUGCCAAUGAAUACAAUUAUGCCACUUAAGCCAGAAGAAACGAACUCUAAUUAGUUGCUUAAUUAGAAGAGAUGGUUGCUGAAAGAUUCGACUAAGUUGAAGAUGAAAAUCACGAAAGAAACCAAAGACUCGCUUCAUAAGUUGAUUAUUGAUUUUAUCAACCAUAAAAAUAUUUUAAACAAAUAUCAAUUUU